AUGCACCUUUUCAGUACUUUCCUAUUGGUCAAUUGCGCUGUUUCCGUGGCGCAAGCAUGCAUUCCAUCGCAGAUGAGAAACAUGGAACCAGGACCACCAGGACCGGAUGGGCCUGAUGGAAAAGAGGGACCUGAAGGACUGAGAGGAAUAAAAGGUCCUCGGGGAAACAUGGGACCAGUUGGAGAGCGAGGAGAGCGAGGGCCAAGUGGAGCGCAAGGUCAAAGAGGUCCAGAGGGACCACAAGGUAUUGAAGGGCCAAUGGGAACAAGAGGACCAAUGGGUGGUGGUGGGUAG
Cercopithifilaria johnstoni is the source of this 294-nucleotide messenger RNA. The record is from the annotation of a GenBank genome assembly. Lineage: Eukaryota; Metazoa; Nematoda; Chromadorea; Rhabditida; Onchocercidae.